This is a messenger RNA of Zingiber officinale, 1731 nucleotides long. Its product is annotated as amino acid permease 4-like. The transcript has 6 exons. Gene Ontology annotation, cellular component: plasma membrane. The coding region runs from base 192 to 1637 and encodes 481 amino acids. NCBI's taxonomy places the organism in Eukaryota, Viridiplantae, Streptophyta, Magnoliopsida, Zingiberales, Zingiberaceae. The record is from RefSeq and is a predicted model, not a curated record.
AUGGCGACAGCUCUGCUUCUCUCUGUUUUCUUCCCUAUAUAUCUAUAUAUGUGAAGCUCUGCAGCGCUUAUCACUCAUCCAUUAAGAGCAGAGCAGAGCAGAGCAGAGCAGACAAGGAACAGCUCAAACUCUUCUCUUUCCUCAUUAAAGUCGCUUAUUCCCACUCCGCUGCGCUAGAUUCAGUGCAGAAGAUGGGGGCGGAGAAGUACCACCAGCAGCCUGCUUUCGCUCCCAUGGAUGUCGUCGCGCUGGAGCACGGCAAUGGCGGCAGCGAGUGCCGCGACGACGACGGGCGGCUCAAGAGGACUGGGACGUUGUGGACGGCGAGCGCGCACAUCGUGACGGCGGUGAUCGGCUCCGGCGUGCUGUCGCUGGCGUGGGCCAUCGGGCAGCUGGGCUGGGUCGCCGGCCCCAUCGUCAUGCUCCUCUUCUCCUUCGUUACCUACUACACCUCCGUUCUCCUCGCCGACUGCUACCGCUCCGGCGAUCCCAUCACCGGCAAGCGCAACUACAGCUACAUGGACGCCGUCCACGCCUACCUCGGCGGAGUCAAGGUGAAGCUCUGCGGGUUCAUCCAGUACGCCAACCUCUUCGGCGUCGCCAUCGGAUACACCAUCGCCUCCUCCAUUAGCAUGAUGGCGAUCAGAAGGUCGAAUUGCUUCCACGAGAAGGGCCACCAGAACCCCUGCCACGCCUCGAGCACUCCAUACAUGAUCAUCUUCGGCGUCCUGGAGAUCUUCCUGUCUCAAAUCCCCGACUUCGAUCAGAUUUGGUGGCUCUCCAUCGUCGCCGCCGUCAUGUCCUUCACUUACUCCUCCAUCGGCCUCAGCCUCGGCAUCGUCCAAGUCGUCGCGAACGGAGGUUUCAAAGGCAGCCUCACCGGAGUCAGCGUCGGGACCGUCUCUCCGAUGAAGAAGGUGUGGCACAGCCUCCAGGCCUUCGGCGACAUUGCCUUCGCCUAUUCUUUCUCCCUCGUCCUCAUAGAAAUCCAGGACACCAUCAAGGCGCCGCCGCCGUCGGAGGCGAAGGUGAUGAAGAAGGCGUCGUUCGUGAGCAUCGUCACGACGACUCUGUUCUACAUGCUGUGCGGGUGCAUGGGCUACGCGGCCUUCGGCGACCAGGCGCCCAGCAACCUCCUCACCGGCUUCGGCUUCUACAACCCCUUCUGGCUCCUCGACGUCGCCAACGCCGCCAUCGUCAUCCACCUCGUCGGCGCCUACCAGGUCUUCUGCCAGCCUCUGUUCGCCUUCAUCGAGAAGUGGGCGUCGUCCGCCUGGCCGGAGUCCGGCUUCGUCACCCGCGAGAUAUCCCUGCCGCUGGGCUACCGCCUGAGCCUCUUCCGGCUGGCGUGGCGUUCGGCCUUCGUGGUGCUGACGACGGUGAUCUCGAUGCUGAUGCCCUUCUUCAACGACGUGGUGGGGCUGCUGGGGGCGCUGGGUUUCUGGCCGCUCACGGUGUACUUCCCGGUGGAGAUGUACAUCGCGCAGAAGAAGAUCCCGAGGUGGAGCACUCGGUGGGUGUGCCUGCAAAUGCUAAGCAUGGCGUGCCUGGCCAUCACGGUGGCGGCGGCCAUCGGCUCCGUCGCCGGAAUCAUCACCGACCUCCAAAUCUACCGUCCCUUUAAGAGUAGCUCUUAAUAAUUUACCGCUCCGUUUAUCAUCCGCGCUUUAAUUCAGUGAUGUAAAUAAAUAAUAAAUAAUUUAAAAAUUAAUUAGACGGAAUUUUAUUAAA